This is a messenger RNA of Xyrauchen texanus (razorback sucker), 1682 nucleotides long. Its product is annotated as polyubiquitin-like. NCBI's taxonomy places the organism in Eukaryota, Metazoa, Chordata, Actinopteri, Cypriniformes, Catostomidae. Gene Ontology annotation, biological process: modification-dependent protein catabolic process; protein ubiquitination. Gene Ontology annotation, cellular component: nucleus; cytoplasm. The record is from RefSeq and is a predicted model, not a curated record. Bases 957 to 1418 code for a protein of 153 amino acids. Gene Ontology annotation, molecular function: ubiquitin protein ligase binding; protein tag activity. The transcript is spliced from 3 exons.
UUAAGUCAGGUUUGUAGGCCUCCUUGCACGCACAUGCUUUUUCAGUUCUGCCCACAAAUUUUCUGUUGGACUGAUAUCAGGGCUUUGUGAUGGCCACUCCAAUACAUUGACUUUGUUGUCCUUAAGCCAUUUUACCACAUCUUUGUAGGUAUGCUUGGGGUCAUUGACUAUUUGGAAGACCCAUUUGUGGCCAAGCUAUAAUUUCAUGACGGACGUCUUGAGAUAUUGCUUCAAUAUAUACAUUUAUUUUUCCUUUCUCAUUUUUCCUUGCCAUCUAUUUUGUGUAGUGCACCAGUCCCUCCUGCAGCAAAGCACCCUUUGGCUUGCAAGCCUCACCCUUUUUUCUCCAAACAUAAUGAUUUUCAUUAUGGCCAAACAGUAACAUUUUUGUUUCAUCAGAAGUGUUAAUUUCUCAAAAGUAUUGUUUUUGCUUUAGUACAAUGCCAAUAUAAAAGCCAAUUAUAUGUUUUCACUAACAUGUCAGUUUUAUAAUAUCAUAGUCUACUAUCUAAUUAUCUCACACUGUAAAAGUGGGUAUUUUUAGGCAACAUCACAAUAUAAAACUAUUUUGGAAGGGUGUCCCUCACAUGAAUAUCAUCAUAUCUUGAAAAGAUGAAAACCUCUGUGCUACACAAACACAAACAUUAAUUUUUGUUUAAUUGAAUGCAUGGUUUGUCGAAAUAUGUACAGUAUUGUGAGUUAACCAGAUACUUGUGUUGUGCAUUCUGCUGAGCGAUGAUUUCUCAUGAAUUACAUCAGCGAUUAAUUGCAGAAAGGAAACCGAAAGUUAGCGAGUGAGUCUUCGAAAACGAAACAGGUGGGGCAUAAAUUCAUGCCGUAUAAAUAAUGCCUCCACCCCAAACAACAUCACACAUCAAUUGGAGUAACUUCAUAAUUACAAGUCCUAUUCGAGACAGAAAAGCAAUCAGCGGAAGGUUUGAACAGCUCGGCUCGUGAUGGAUCUAAUAAUAAAGGGAUUUAAUGGAGAAACGAAAUCUCUGUCUGUGGGCUACAACACCACAGUUGGUGAACUGAAGCAGCUCAUUUCACGGGACUUCAGUGUGCCACCUUCACAGCAGAAACUUUCUGCAAAUAACGGACACCGAAUCAGCCUUGAUGACGAUUCCAGAACACUCAGUAGUUACGGUUUGCACUCGGGGUCCGCGGUGAUGCUCCUCAUCAUUCCUCUUCAGGUGUUCGUCAAGAACGAGAAGGGCCAAACAAAAACAUACGAUGUCGACGUCAAUGAAACCGUAGAUCAGCUCCAGCAAAAGAUCAACAACAAAGAAAGUGUCCCUGUGGAUCAGCAGAGACUGAUUUACAACGGGAGACAACUGGAGUCUGGCAUGAAGCUACUGGAGUACAACAUCACAUCUGGAAGCACCAUUCACAUGACUCUGCGUCUCCGAGGAGGUUAAUGGAUAAAGUGUGACCAGGACUAACUGACUACAAGAACUAAACAUGUCAAAUAUAAUAGGCAUGAAAUAGGUCUGUUAAUUCUUAAAAAAACAAAACAUGAAAACAACAUGAAAAACUAAAGCACUUUUUAAGUCGUUCUAAAUAAUAUUGUCUUCUAAAUGCCAUAAAUAUAUAAUAUAUAACACAGAGUAGCUGAGUACUGAAUUUAAAAUAUAUAUUUUGUUGAUGUACUGUAACUGAUGUAAAACAUGCAUUAUUGUCCA